AUGUUGAUCUAUAGCCUAUCCGUCUCCCUUCUUUGGGCAGCCUUUGCUCUGGCGUCGCCCACGGGGACUCCUGAGCGCCGUGGUGCCAGGACGGCUACCGCCGUUGUCCCGGCCGGGACGAUAUUGGGAAAUGUGCAGAACGGUGUCGAAUCAUUUGGUGGCAUCCCAUAUGCAAAACCUCCUCUUGGUCCAUUGCGGAUGAAGCCCCCAGUGCGUCGAACCGAGUCUUUGGGUGUCUUUGAUGCCACCGGCCCUGCCGGGGCUUGCCCCCAGCACGCGGCUUCAACCGAGAGCAAGAAUUUCCUUCUCAACACCCUUGGAUCGAUUGCGAAUCUCCCAUUUGUUCAGAAUGUCACUGGACAGUCUGAAGAUUGCCUAACAAUUACUGUUGCCCGCCCCGAGGGCACAACUGCUGGAGCCAAGCUACCGGUCCUCUUCUGGAUCUUUGGCGGCGGCUUCGAAAUUGGGUGGACAUCGAUGUACGACGGCACGAGUCUCAUCAACCAUGCCAGGUCCAUCAACCAGCCAUUCGUUUUCGUCGCGGUUCAGUACCGUGUUGCAGGAUACGGGUUCAUGCCAGGCAAGGAAAUCAUGGCCGAGGGCUCCGGAAACGCCGGUCUGCUCGAUCAGCGCAUGGGCCUGGAGUGGGUUGCAGACAACAUCGCUGCCUUUGGAGGCGACCCCGACAAGGUGACCAUCUGGGGCGAGUCGGCCGGCGCCAUCUCGGUGCUCAGUCAGAUGAUUCUCUACGACGGCAACAACACGUACAAGGGGAAGCCGUUGUUCCGCGGAGCCAUCAUGAACUCUGGGAGUGUCGUUCCCACAAACCCCCUGGACUCCCCCAAGGCGCAGGCAGUGUUUGACAAGGUCGUCCAGACCGGAGGCUGCGGAAACGCCGCAGACAAGUUGGGAUGCCUCCGAGCCCUGAGCUCUACAGACUUCCUGAACGCCGUAACCUCGGUGCCCGGCAUCCUGUCGUACGAGUCUCUUGCGCUGUCCUAUCUGCCCCGUCCGGACGGCAAAGCCAUCACCCUGUCGCCAGACGCCCUGAUUCGGGCUGGAAAGUACGCGCCUGUCCCCAUCAUCAUUGGCGACCAGGAGGACGAAGGCACCUUGUUCGGUCUCUUCCAGCCCAACCUUACCACCACCAGGGGCUUUGCCGACUACCUGAGGUCGUACUAUUUCCCCGGCGCAACCACAGAUCAACUAGUACAACUGGUGGAAACGUACGGAAGCGGCCUCUCUGCCGUAACCAAUGGUAGCCCGUUCAACACGGGACUCCUCAACGAUAUAACCCCGGGCUUCAAGCGCCGGGCAGCCGUACUGGGGGAUCUGGUCUUCACGCUUACUCGACGCAUGUUCCUGACAGGGGCGAGUUCGGCCUACCCAAAGGUUCCGUCGUGGUCAUACCUGGCCUCCUACGACAAGGGGACUCCCGUCAUGGGCACUUUUCACGCUUCGGAUCUUCUCCAGGUGUUUUACGGCGUCAACGACAACUAUGCCGCCAACAGCAUUCGCACGUACUACUCCAACUUUGUGUACAACCUGGAUCCCAAUGUCGGAGUGUCUGGCAAGUAUCCAGACUGGCCGCUUUGGUCAGAGGAGAACAACUUGGCUCACUUCUUUGCCGACAAGUCGACGCUGCUCAAGGACGAUUUUAGGCAGGCGUCGUUUGAGUGGAUUACAAACCACAUUGAAGCGCUACGAUUCUAG
Messenger RNA from Metarhizium acridum CQMa 102, 1713 nucleotides. RefSeq lists its product as uncharacterized. NCBI's taxonomy places the organism in Eukaryota, Fungi, Ascomycota, Sordariomycetes, Hypocreales, Clavicipitaceae. The record is from RefSeq and is a predicted model, not a curated record.